Carassius gibelio (silver crucian carp) is the source of this 2761-nucleotide messenger RNA. RefSeq names its product transmembrane protease serine 9-like. Gene Ontology annotation, molecular function: protein binding; serine-type endopeptidase activity. The record is from RefSeq and is a predicted model, not a curated record. Bases 1 to 2367 code for a protein of 788 amino acids. Gene Ontology annotation, biological process: proteolysis. Lineage: Eukaryota; Metazoa; Chordata; Actinopteri; Cypriniformes; Cyprinidae. The transcript is spliced from 14 exons.
AUGGAGAAGAAAGACUUGAAUAAGCGGCUCGAAGGUGAUCCACAGCCAGCUUACCUCUCCUCUUGCAAAUGUAUGACUUUAUCUGCCAUAUUGAUUCUUCUCAUCAUCGGGGUUGUUGUUGGGUUUAUGACAGUUUACUUAAUACAAGAGGAACAUUAUUUCAUGGAGACGGUGGAACUGCAAGGGCUCAGUUAUGAUCCAGGACUGAGUGAUAAAACAUCAGGAUUUUAUUUAGUUCUGACUGCGACUCUCAAAGAAAAGAUCAGGAAUAUCUUUAGUGCCUCUGCAGUAGCAAGUCACUUUAUUGACUGCCAGAUAGUUGCAUAUGGGAAUGGCAACACAAAUGUUUUGACAACUCUACGUUUGGUCUUGCGGAUCUCUCAAGUCCAGGGGUGUACAGAGAGUUAUGUUCAAGGCCUACUCCGCACUGGACUGAAGGCCAUGUUGAAUGGGAAACCCAUCGUUGUCCCAGAUUACGGAGAGAUCCAUGGCAUCAUCCUUCUUGGGGCAAAUGGAAAAUCAUUAAAUGAGAUUGGGAAUGACAUAAGUAUAUGUCCUGAAGAAACGUUCCCUUGUGGCAACGGCGAAUGCAUCACAAAGCUAAAUCCAGAAUGCGACUUUAUCAAGGACUGUGUUGAUGGUUCAGAUGAAGCCUUUUGUUCCUGUGGAACACGUCCAGUCAUGGCUAAUCGUGUUGUGGGUGGUGAAAACACCCGUCAUGGUGAGCUACCCUGGCAGGUCAGUCUCAGACUACACGGUCAUCAUACCUGUGGCGCAUCCAUCGUCAACAAUCACUGGCUCGUCAGCGCUGCCCAUUGUUUUGAAACAGAAAACGAUCCAAAAUAUUGGACAGCUCUUGUGGGAGCCAAUCUAGUCGGUGGAGAGGAGGACGGAGCCACAAUAGUGAACAUCAAGUCCCUGGUCAUCUCUCCAAGCUACGAUCCCGUGACCACUGACAGUGAUGUGAGCGUGUUGAAGUUGGAAACGCCCUUGACGUUCAGCUCUUAUGUUCAGCCAGUCUGUAUCCCAUCAUCCUCUCAUAUUUUCAGUGCUGGGCAGAACUGCAUCGUCUCUGGCUGGGGAGCUCUUAAUCAGUUCACCAAUGAAAUGCCUUCUACAUUACAGAAGGCAAUUGUGAAGAUCAUUGACUCGAACGUUUGCAACAAGUCAUCUGUAUACAGAGGUACGAUUACCCAAAAUAUGAUGUGUGCUGGUUUUCUUCAAGGGACGGUAGACUCUUGUCAGGGAGAUUCCGGAGGACCUCUGGUAUGCGAGGUGUCCCCUGGACGCUUUUUCUUGGCUGGUGUGGUGAGCUGGGGAAUGGGAUGCGCACAGAUCAACAAGCCUGGGGUCUAUUCCCGCACCACCAAGCUCCGCAACUGGAUUCUGAGCUACACCAAUACUGCACCAACAAUCCAAGUCACCCCCACUGUCCCUAGCAUCACAACAACUGCUGUUCACAAAACUAACUCUAUAAACACAUCUUCAGAGCAUGUCAGUAAUGAUCAUAACCCUGCUCCUGGGAACUGCAGUGGUAAUUAUAACUGUGGCGGAGACAUGUGCAUCAGCAAGACAAAUCCAGAGUGCGACAGAGUCCGUGACUGCCCCAACGAUGCAGAUGAGAAAAACUGUGACUGUGGGAAUCGUCCAGUCAUCGCCCAGAAGAGGAGUAUUGAUGGCGUCACCGCCUACAGAGGUGAAUGGCCGUGGGUGGGCAGUCUGCAGUACCAAGGCACUCACCGCUGUGGAGCUACACUUAUCCACUGCAAAUGGCUCCUGACCGCAGCUCACUGCUUCAGAGGUGACCUGGACCCUGCCAGCUGGACUGUAAGUCUCGGCUCGGUCAUUUGGUCUGGAGUGGGUGCUCUGGUGAUUCCAGUGCAAAGGAUCAUCCCUCAUCCUGCUUUCAAUAGCAGCACCAUGGACUUCGAUGUGGCCCUGGUGGAAAUAUCCACCCCCACCCCAAAAUCCUACACCAUCCAGACUGUGUGUUUGCCUUCCCCCUGGCAUAUCUUCAACAAAAGUAUGGAAUGCUACAUCACUGGAUGGGGUGCUAUGAGGGAGGAUGGAAUGAUAACCAACUUGCUGCAAAAAGCACAGGUUAGUAUCAUUGAUCAGUUGGACUGCCAGCAAGCUUACAAUGCUGAACUUACCAACAACACGAUGUGUGCUGGCUCUAUGGAAGGAGACGUGGACACGUGUUUGGGAGACUUAGGGGGCCCUCUGGUGUGCCAUGAACCCCAGAGUCGCUGGUUUCUGGCUGGGGUGACCACCUGGGGUCACAGCUGCGGUGGACUUGGCUUCCCGGGAGUUUACACGCAAGUCACGGCUGUCAGAGAAUGGAUAUCUACAUACCUCCUUGUUUAAAAAUACAAUCUAGAAAUUUUCUCCACCAUCAUUCUCACAAGUGACGUGCAGUCGUGUCUCUCAGUUGAAAAGAAUGCAUGAAACUCAAAAAUGGACAAGUUUACCAACCAGUUCAUACUGUACAGUUGAAAUAUGUAUUUUUUGGUAUUUAUUAAUAAUGCAUUCAGGUGUAGGAAGCAGUAGCCAUGCUGAAGCCAUGAGGUGAUUAAACCACGUGGCCUCCACUGAAUCACUAGACAUUUUUAACGUAAAUAUUUUUUACGAAAAAUAAGUGAUGUUCCGAUUUGAAAGGCUGCAGAUUUCUUGUUGCCCUUCGCUUAAAAAUAUGUCAAAUUAAGAGUUUUUUUUUUUUUAAAUGGCGAAAUUUGCUCGCCUUGAGUUGGAUCAGUUCUGA